AUGUGGUGUCAUCGUCUCCUCACGGGCGCAGCCUGUGCCCGUCCGCUCUCGCGCCGCGUUGUUCCAUCGACACUUACGUCGGUCCAUUUGCCACACCUUUUCUCGGCGUUUUCUUCCUUCCAGUACCGACAUGCGCGGGCUAUUGCGCUCACGUACCACGACGGGACGUGCUCGUUGGCGGUCCCUCUACCCCUAAACGGUUUCGACGAAGAGCGGGUCUUUCGCCUUCCACUUGAGACCACGGUCGCCGAUGUGAUCCAUCAGAUUGAAGCCGAGGACGAGUCAGUGCAAAAUGUAGCCAUCCGGUCCACGCGAGGAAAACUGUUUGACCCGACGGAUUCGUUGCAGAAAGUCUUGACGGACGACUUUGAGCUGCUACUGAACGACCACGUGCUGCCUGUGCGUGCACCUGUGUUUACAGGCAAUGCGUACCUCAGUCUCAGUGAUGACGGCGACUUGGACGUCCGCUCGGUGGCGCAGAAGUCUGCCAUUAUUAUGCUGCGGAGCGACCUGGAGAGACUGGGCAAGUGGAAAAUCAGCUACUGGGACUUCGUCCAAAAGUGUGAGGAAAGAGGGAUUCCCAAGAAACAAGCGAUGGACGUACUGCAGGCCUUCCAUCAGUCCGGGAUUGUCUUCUUCUUUGGCAAGUCAGACGAUAAGGACUUGACCCAGUCCGUGUUUUUGCAGCCACGCAGUAUUUUGGACUCGUACUUGGAAUCCAUUGGACUGUCGCCAAUGUCGUCGCAGCUCUUUGAACAGCAGCGAGAGGCACUGCUGGAGAAGAUUCGGGCGCUGACGCCGGAGCACGUGGCACUCGUACACUUGCGCCGGGAGCUAGAGAGCGCGGCAACACGGCAAGCAGAUAUCAUUGCGUACGGACUGUCCACAUCGCUCGUCGGCGCUUUUGGACUGUACUUCUGGCUGUCGUUUAUUCACUUUUCGUGGGAUAUCAUGGAGCCAGUGACGUACUUUACAGGCUUUGGUGUCUCUAUUCUUGGCUACGCGUGGUGGAGUAUCACGAAUCAGGAAUACGAGUACGAGAACAUAUAUCACUACGUACACACUCGACGUCUUGAGAAGCAGAUGGCUAGGGCGAAGUUCGACCAGGACCGGUACGAUGCUCUGACGGAGGAGUUGCGCCAGACAAGGGACCAAGUGGUAGAGAUCGAGCUCGUACUCAGCAAGCCAACGCCUUUGAGAGCAAAGUAUUUGCAUCUGCUGGACAACAAGUGCGAGCUCAGACCGCCAGUAGUCGCAGUCUCACGCUCGCUGAAUAAGCAACAGCGUGAGUCAGUGUCGCUGUAG
Messenger RNA from Hyaloperonospora brassicae, 1305 nucleotides. Lineage: Eukaryota; Oomycota; Peronosporomycetes; Peronosporales; Peronosporaceae. The record is from the annotation of a GenBank genome assembly.